Antechinus flavipes (yellow-footed antechinus) is the source of this 5555-nucleotide messenger RNA. RefSeq names its product tetratricopeptide repeat domain 23 like (gene TTC23L). Bases 679 to 2115 code for a protein of 478 amino acids. The record is from RefSeq and is a predicted model, not a curated record. The transcript has 13 exons. Gene Ontology annotation, molecular function: protein binding. Lineage: Eukaryota; Metazoa; Chordata; Mammalia; Dasyuromorphia; Dasyuridae.
UAGGGAGUGGUUACUACCAUCAGGCGCGCCUACUUUGCUCACUCUUAUUUUCUACCAAUGCACAUAGUCCUCCCUUUUUUUGCUCCCACACAAGGGGCUUUUUUUGGAGGAGUUCCGGGGAUUUGGAAAGAGUGACCACGGUUUCCAAAGGGAAGGAUGAUUUGUGCUUGCUCGCGUCAUUCCCGCACCCCACCCAGAGAAGCGGUCAAGGGACAGGAAAGGGCGGAAAGUGGGGCGCGCCCUACUCUCUUCCAGCGGCUGGCAUUAGGCCCAAUCCUUCUCUGCUUCCUCCCCAUUCUGCUGCACUCAGAGAGUUUAGGAGCAGCGGCCCAGUUCCCUGCGCGCGGGCAUCCCUUCGGUUGCCGUGGCAACCGCCAAGGCCGCGUUCUGUUUUUUCCUGAGCACGGAGUAUCCCGGCUGCAGCAGUCGCGGCAUUCUGUCCCAUUGUGUGGCGCGCCGGGCUGAAGACAGUAGGAGAAGAAGGGUCGCUAGUUCCCCGCAGCUCCCAUUCCGCAGCCCGGCGUAGGAAGCGCUGUCCUGGUUGCAAAGUGCCCUGACAUUCCCACGGAAAACCAGGUUGUCCCUUAAGCAAGCGGCUUUCUCCCCUCCUCCCACCUUCCUGUAUCCUUGGAGCCAGGAAGGAGGAUUUUUUUUUGUGUUUCCACUGGCUCAAUCAGGAUGAAGAUGAAAUCUUGCCCUAUCUACAUCCCUACUGAGGUCAGCAACACAAUCUGGGACUCCUGUUUCCACAUGGAAAAGGAAACCAGAACAUUGGUUGCUGAGCAGAGGAGUGAAUCAAAUCCUAGUGAUGAAUUUGGAGAUAGUGAAGACAAAGAAAAUGAAACUGACAAGGUAGCAAGGAAUGCAGAUUAUAUGUCUGUUCCGAAGGAGAAAUUAAACAAGUCACAGAGAAAAGCUGAGUCUCUGAUUAAGGCAAAAAAGAACUGCCAGGCAAACCAGGAACUGAUUCGCUGUGUUACAUUUUCCCGAAUUGUUUUUGGAACAGAACACUGGAGAUAUGCCCAAGCAUUAACCAACUUGGCUUAUGGAUAUCUGACUCUGAGAGAACUCCCUGUUCAGGCCAAGCAACAUGCUGAGUCUGCAAAGAAUUCCCUACUGACCUGGAAGGGCUCAGCAAUCUCAGAUUUGGAUAAGAAAGAGAUCCUUGGCACAUUGGUGACAUUAUACUAUACUUUGGGAAUGUCGGACCUUAUGCAGAACCAUGGUAAGGAAGCUUAUUACAAUCUUCAGAAAUCUGAGAAGAGCAUGGAGGAACUGUGGGAAUGUCAUGAUGGAGCCACAGUUAGAGAUUUAAAAGUCUCUGAAAAAGACCUUAUAAUUGCUUUGGGCAGGGCUGCUUUGCAACUUCACCGAUUGAACUUGUCUGUGAAUUACUUUGAAAAAGCAAUCACCCAUGUUAUCUCAUCCAAGGGUGAUUCCGCAUCAGAACUGAUCAGCCUGUAUCAGGAAGCUGCACAGGUUGAACAGCUCAGGAAAAACCAUGACCGAGCUAUAGAACACUUGCUGCAGGCUCAUUCUAUCUGCGUGGCUUCUUACAAAGAACUCAGUGCUGAAGCUGCUAAGACAGGGUUCUUGCUAGCUAAAGCUUAUGCCACAUCUGGAGAACCACAACACAGGGAUGCUGCUGAACUAUAUUUUACAAGCAGUCUCAAGGCAUACCAAGCUGCACUGGGCCCAGAUAAUUAUCACACAAUGUGUGCCACUGAGGAAUUCAGCAAAUGGCUUCUCCAAAUUGGAGAAAAACAGGAGGCUUAUAAACUUCUGAAGAACUCACUGAAGUCCCAAUUGAUGAGCUAUGGUGACUAUAGUGAGAAAGUGGCGGAAACUUUCUAUAUUCUGGGCAGCAUCUGCCUAGCCAAGGGAGAAAUAAGAAAGACCACCCAACUGCUAAAGAAGUGUUUGGAAAUUCAAAUACUUAUUUAUGGAACAGAUCACAAAAAAACCAGAGAGACACAAAAACUGUUGACCUUGCUACAGAGGCUGAAGAUGACGUCUUUGAGGAAUACAAGUAGCACUUUUCAUGGUAUCAGUCCAGUUCCUAGCAGGUCUUCUGGUAUCAUUGAAAGGGAAAAUAGACAAGAAAGACAGAAAUAAAUCAAAUUUUGUUGAUAACUUCUGGGUCUCAUGCUCUGUAUAACAAUAGUUGAUAUCAUAGGAGAAAGACAUUGGAUUCUAUUAAGCACUCCAUGGAAAACCUUUUCUUCAAAGCAUCAAAGAAUGUUGCCUUUAAAAUACCUGCUACAUACUAUCUGUCUGGUCUUUAACUUGAUGAAGCAAAUUUUUGGACUUUUAUAUAUACCUUAUUAUUUAUAGUUAUAGUUAUUUUUCCCUGGGUACUUGUUUCUUCUGUUAUGCUUUUUGUUGUUGGUAUCUGAGAUAUUUAUUGUAAAUAUUUGUAUGUACUAUUGACGAGACAUUUUAUAAUGCCAUGACUUAUGAUCAUAAAAAUAAAAUACCUUCAUUUUGGAAAUAUAAAGUCUCUGCCCUGACUUAAAAUCUCAACUAGACAAAAUUAGCUUGACUUAGUAAUGUUGCAUCAAAGUCUUUUUCUAGAAAAUAGUCUUUUAACAAAAAAAAAGAAAAACGGCACAGGAAAAGAAAGUGGCAGUUUUUGAAUUGUUGCUUUUUUUUUUUUUUUGACAUAAUCUUUUUUAGGUUAUAUGUGUACAUUUAUUUUUUACAUAUUUCCAUGAGUCAUGUUGGGAAUGUAAAAUCAAAACAAAAGGGAAAAACCAUGAGAGGAAAAAAAAAGGUGAAAUAGUAUGUGUUGAUCUCCAUAGUUUUCUUUCUGCAUGUGAAUGGCAUCCAAAGUUUAUUGGGAGUGCCUUGGAUCAUUGAAUUGCUGAGAAGAACCAAGUCUAUCAUAUCAAGUUUAUCACCAUUCAAUCUUGUUAUUGUUGUGUACAAUGUUUUCCUGGCUCUGCCAGCUUUACUCAGCAUCAGUUCAAGUAAAUUUUUUCAGGCUUUUCUAAAAUCCACAUGUUCACUUUUUUUUUUUUUUAAUAUAGAACAAUACUGUUUCAGUACCUUCGUAUGCCAUAACUUAUUCAGCCAUUUCCCCAUGAGAUGGGCAUCUACUCAUUUUCCAAAUCUUUGCCACAACAAAGUUACUACAAAUAUGUGCACAUGUGGGUCCUUUUUCUUAUGAUUUCUUUGGCAUAUAAAUCCAGUAGCGGCCUGCUAGAUCUUUUAUGUGAUCUUAUUUAAAUUGUUCAACAUAACUCCUUUUUCUUUUUGGCCUCAGUUUCUUUUAGUAUUCCUCCCAAUUUUAUUGUUUUGAUGAGCUAUUAAAAUAACCUAAAGAUUUCAGUUCAAUUUGACAAACAUUUACAGUAUUAACUAUUAUGGAUAUGAAGACAAAAAUGAAACACAUUUACUAUUCUAUUGGGGGGGGGGGGAGUUUUAAGUCCCCACCCUGGCUUGUAAUGCUCAUUUCCUACUUUGCACCUUCUGUUCCCCAGUCUCGCCAUUUCACUUGCAUGCCAAGUUACUCAAUCAGCUAUCUACCAUGUGCCAUAUGCAAGAGACACAAAAAAGGACAAAAAGUUAUCCUCACUCUCAAAAGAGCCUAAUGGAGACAAUUAUGUGCAAAUAAAGAUAUACACAGGACAAAUUGGAGGUAGUCUCAGAGAAAGCACUAAGAUUAAGACUUCUCCAGAAGGUAAGACUUGAAGGAUGCUGGGGAAGAAUAGGAGGAAGACUUGCCCUCCUAUUUAGCCAUAUUUGAACUCUAUGUGACUCUACAGACAAAAGUACUGUAGUAAUUUGCUAUUUCUCCAUGUGUCCCCAUCUUACAGAUGAACUGAGAGAAAUAGGUGGUCUUGCCCAGGGUUACAAGGCUAGUAUAUAAGACUACAUUUGAACUUAGGUGUUUCUGACUCCUACAUCACCGAGCUGCCCAUAUUUCAGGUCCUGAUUCUGACUACUAAUGAAAACACUUGGAAGUCAGAAGACAUGUAGAUUUAGUGAGAGGAAUAAGGGCGAAGGUCACUGGAUUAUUGACACACACAUUAAGUGACUUGUCCAAGUAUUAAGUAUUGUCACAUUAAGUGACAAAAUCAAGAUUUGUCCAGAGCUAGUAGAAAGGCUAUUUGAACCCAAGUUUUCUAAAUGCUAUUUCAACUAUUGUUCCACAUUUAUCUUUCAGAGAAAAAUCAAAAUUCAUCAGAAUUGUUAAUUAUUGUUUAUAGAAAUUAAUGGAGGCACAGUUAAAAUAGUGGCGGUGUAGGAAGCAAUGGGACUAAGCUCCAGGUCCCAAACUACUACAAACAAAACUACAAAAUGCAUCACACUAAAUCCUGAUAGAAAGAUUCAGAAAGUCUUAGUGAUUCCUUUGUCCAACUCAGGUCCACAACACAGAGAGAUAGCUAGUCUUUGGACAUUGUGGGAACUACCUGCAGAUACUUCAAUGAUAAGGGAGAGCUGUGCUCCAGGGCAAGAAGUUCUAAACCCAUCUCCUGACAUCAUCAGGCCCAUACUGGGGCACUCCAACAAGAGUAGGUAUGAGCUGGCAGUCUUAUCACUCACUACUCAGCUCCUGGUCACAGAUGUAAGACUGAUGGAGAAAAAAAUCUGUGAGGGCACUGAUGUUCCUGGAUAGGGAAACCCUGGGUUAUGUGAGGAGAAAGGAAGAAGUCUUGUAGCCAACUGCCUUAGAAGUGAGACUUAGACCCUAAGCCUAGAACAGGGUCUCAUUCCUAGAACUUUUUCUAGCCUAGAAUAAUCAAAGCAGGAGUUUGAGAUCAAAGGGAGUUUACAAUUUUGUCACUCUGAGCCUACUGAACUUUCCAGGCAGUCACCCAACAGGAGAGAGUCCAAUAGCAGUCUAUUUUUGCACAGAUCCAAACUGCAGUCACACUGAAAGGUUUCAGGUUACAGCUUGUCCAUGAGAUCUUAUAUAAGAAUAACAUAAGAUACUUAAUGAUACCACAAGAAAACAGUGAUAAGACUAGCCCAGACUUUCUCUCCAGAAGUGUGGCAGAGCCUGGACUUAACAUCAAGUCUAAAGUCAAAAAAUAGACUAGAAGAAAUAAGAUUAAUGUUUUAGUGACAAAACUAAAAUAUAAUCUCAUCAUAUGAAUGGAAUUUCAUAAUGCUAAAAAUUUAUUCCCAUUGUAUUUGGUUUUAAUCAUUGAUUAUGGAAGCAACUCUCAUAAGUUCUAAAACUGAGAAAAAGCCUGGACAAACAAAAGAACUCUAUCACUGACUCCAAAACAUAAGUAAUGUCUCAGAGAAAAACAAAGCUUGAGUACAAACUCUACUAGAAUUCUUAGAAGAAAUAAAAUGAAGUUUUUUUUUAAAGAUUUUAAAAUGUUUUUAUAAAUGAAAUGAGAGUACUUGAGAAAAAAAAAAGGAAAAAUAACGGUUUUUGAAGAAUUGGAAAGAGAAUUAACAGCUUGACACAAGUGGUAAAAAAAAUCUUGUCUAAGAAGCAGACUUCCAGAAAAUUAGUAUGAACCAAUUAGAAGCUAAUGACUUCACAAAACAAGAAAUAUUAAAACAAAAUCAAAAGGCAAAUACAUAUGACUUUUGGC